Molecule: messenger RNA, 1507 nt
Organism: Xenopus laevis (African clawed frog)
Lineage: Eukaryota; Metazoa; Chordata; Amphibia; Anura; Pipidae
Gene: ilf2.S
Product: interleukin enhancer binding factor 2 S homeolog
Exons: 15
Coding region: 147-1313 (388 amino acids)
Biological process (GO): positive regulation of DNA-templated transcription
Cellular component (GO): catalytic step 2 spliceosome; nucleus
Molecular function (GO): double-stranded RNA binding; DNA binding
Source: RefSeq, a predicted model, not a curated record
GCGUGAGUUUAGUGUUCGUGACGCUGAUUGGCUCUGGAACCGGUGUUUAUAGCCAAUAGCAAGAGAGAUUGUUGGUCUAGUGCGGCUUUUUCCAGGGACGAGCUGGUGUCCAUUGUGCGGGAGUGUGAGGAACGACGAUCAGGAACAUGAGGGGUGAACGAGGACGUGGACGUGGCCGCUUUGGCUCCAGAAUGGGACCUAACGCAGGUUUCAGACCCUUCGUCCCUCACAUUCCCUUUGAUUUCCACGUGUGUGAAAUGGCCUUCCCUCGUGUGAAACCCGCCCCAGAUGAUGGCACACUCAGUGAGGCGCUGCUCAAACGGAACCAAGAUCUGGCUCCUACAACAACUGAGCAGGCCUCCAUUCUUUCUCUGGUAACCAAAAUCAACAACGUUAUUGACAAUUUGAUUGUAGCCCCUGGAACCUUUGAAGUGCAAAUUGAAGAGGUGCGACAGGUGGGCUCCUACAAAAAAGGGACAAUGUCCGCUGGCCAUAAUGUUGCAGACUUGGUUGUCAUUCUAAAGAUCCUCCCCACACUGGAAGCCGUUUCUGCUUUGGGCAUUAAGGUAGUUGAGACCAUGAGGACACAAGAACCAGCAGAAGUUCUUACAAUGCUAACAAAUGAGACUGGCUUUGAGAUCAGUUCAGCAGACGCCACCAUUAAGGUCCUCAUCACAACUGUGCCGCCAAACCUACGCAAGCUGGACCCAGAGUUGCAUUUGGACAUCAAAGUUCUACAGAGCGCACUGGCAGCCAUCAGGCACGCACGGUGGUUUGAGGAGAACGCCUCCCAUUCUACAGUGAAGGUUUUAAUUCGCUUGUUGAAAGACUUGAGGAGUCGGUUUCCUGGAUUUGAACCUCUAACUCCCUGGAUCCUUGACCUCUUGGGGCACUAUGCAGUGAUGAAUAAUCCAACCAGGCAGCCACUGGCACUCAAUGUGGCCUAUAAGCGCUGCCUACAGAUCCUCGCUGCUGGUCUUUUCCUCCCUGGCUCAGUUGGCAUUACAGACCCCUGUGAAAGUGGCAACUUCAGGGUUCAUACUGUCAUGACUCUGGAGCAGCAGGACAUGGUUUGUUACACUGCCCAGACGUUGGUCCGAAUUCUCUCACACGGAGGCUACAGGAAGAUUUUGGGCCUGGAGGGAGAUGCCAGUGCUCUUGCCACUGAGAUGUCCACCUGGGACGGUGUCAUUGUGACCCCUUCAGAGAAGGCCUAUGAGAAGCCCCCUGAGAGGAAAGAAGGAGAGGAGGAUGAUAACCAGGAAAUUCCAGAAGGUGCAGAAGAAGAGGAGAGUAUGGAGACACAAGAGUGAUGUUAAGUUAAAGAUUUCACUUGUUCUGGAUUCUCCCUGUACCAGCCCCGGGGCAGAACAUAUUGGGUCUAUUUCUGGACCAAACUCCUGUGGUUUUGUUUUUCCUUUGUUCUUAACUUGUGAUGUGACUUGUUUUAUACUGUAGGGAUAUGUUGUUGUUUUUUUUUUGCCAGCAAUAAAUUUUAUUUCGCUUU